This is a messenger RNA of Chroicocephalus ridibundus (black-headed gull), 1104 nucleotides long. Its product is annotated as interferon-like. Lineage: Eukaryota; Metazoa; Chordata; Aves; Charadriiformes; Laridae. The coding region runs from base 1 to 579 and encodes 192 amino acids. Gene Ontology annotation, molecular function: cytokine receptor binding. Gene Ontology annotation, cellular component: extracellular region. The record is from RefSeq and is a predicted model, not a curated record. Gene Ontology annotation, biological process: defense response. The transcript has a single exon.
AUGCCUGCGCCCACAACCCACCACACCCGCCUGCGCCACGGCGCCCCGACGCUCCUGCUCCUCCUGACGGCUCUCGCCACCACCCUCGCCUGCCGCCACCUGCCUCCCUGCCACUCCACCUUCCCCUGGGACAGCCUCAGCAUCCUCCGGGACAUGGCUCCCAGACCGCCACAGCCCUGCCAACACCAACAGGCGCCCUUCCCCUUCCCCGACACCCUCCUCCACAACAGCCACCCACAGCAAGCCGCCGCCACCGCCCGACACAUCCUCGACAACCUCUUCGCCACCCUCAGCGCACAGAGCACCCCCCAACACUGGGACGACCAGGCACGCCAUCGCCUCCUCAACAACCUCCACCGCCACAGCCAGCAGCUCCAGCAAUGCCUCGCACCCAACGGCACGCUCUCCCAAGGACAAGGGCCCCGCAACCGCACGCUCACCAUCAACAAAUACUUCGGGCGCAUCCACAACUUCCUCCACACCCACAACCACAGCGCCUGCGCCUGGGACCACGUCCGCCUCGAAGUUCGCGCCUCUUUCCAGCGCCUCCACAACCUCACCCGCACCAUGUGCAAUUAGACCAACCGCCCCGACCAACCCGCGCGCACCCACGCGCCCCCGCCACCACUUCUCCAACACCGACGCGGCCCCACCGCGGGCCUCCCGCCUCCCCUCACCCGUGCCAAGAGCCGCUGCAACAACGGCCCUGCGCCCUCAGCCUCCACUGACCCCCUCCCCUAUUUAUACAACUCCCUCUAUUUAUUUUCACAAUGCCUUUUAUCUAUUUAUUCACCUAUUUAUUCCACAGACAAUAAAGACCUGUUGCAAAAACCGUGACACUGCCUCGCCUCUCACAAGCACAGCCACCAGCCUUUGGCGUGGCGGGAAGCCACCUCCACUCAACACCUACUCCGCUCAACCCCUGCUCCAAACAGGGCUCCGCACAUCCCGCGCCCGCUCUUCUCUUUGCCGCCUCCCCAAGGAGCCGCUGGCCUCAACCUCCUGCCAAAACCUCCGCGCCAGCCUUUAGCCAUCGUCAUCACCAUCGGCUCGGCGGCCCUCCCCCUCCUCAACACUGUCCACCUUCCACCCCGCUUCACAUCA